Messenger RNA from Brassicogethes aeneus, 972 nucleotides. The record is from the annotation of a GenBank genome assembly. NCBI's taxonomy places the organism in Eukaryota, Metazoa, Arthropoda, Insecta, Coleoptera, Nitidulidae.
AUGGCGCAAGAAAUAAAACGAAGCAAAAACUUUAACAAUACGGAAGUAUUGUUGCUUUUAGAUUUAGUAAAGAAAUUCAAAGAUGCGGUCGAAAAUAAAGAAUGCGGUGCUGUUUCUUUUAAACAAAAAAAUGAGGCUUGGGUCGAAAUAAGCAAACAAUUUAAUGCUGAAAGUGGAGGACAACCCCGUUCUUACAAAGUCCUAAAGGAAAAAUGGAACAACAUGAAACGGAAUACCACCAAAUCAAUUGCCAAAAUAAAAAAACAUAUGGGUGGUACAGGUGGUGGGCCAUCUUGUAAUGAAACUCUUUCAUCACAAGAAACAGCAGUGUUGGAAAUAAUAGGGGAUAGACUUACAGGAAUGUAUUCUGAGUGUGAUAGCGAUAUUCCAAAAAAUGCGCCAAAAGAUAGUCGGGAGACAACAAUACUUGAAAUUGAGACCGACCUGACCGCCGACCACGAAAAUAUUUUUAUACUGGAAGAUCUGGAUUUAAUGCCUGCAAGUGAAAAGAUGGUCAUUGAACCAUCCACAUCUUUGGAGGAACAGAUUGAUGAAAAUAAAGAAAAUGAUUGGGGAGAUUUUAAGUCAACACUUCUAAGAACUCCAAUUGCAAAACCCCUGGCACUACAAAAUGGUAACGUAAACAAUGUUAUUAUUUAUGUAUUAUUUCCAUUACAUACAGAAUAUUUACAACAAUACGAUGGCGAUAAUGAAAAUGAACUUUCUACGGAUGAAGAAAACGACAUGGCAAGCGAAGAUCAAGACUCAUCAGACGAAGAGGAAGAAGAAGAUGAUGAAACUGGCGAAGAGGAAGAAUAUGACGGUCUAAACAUCCAACAACAAGAAGACAAUGAAGCAUACAGAGAAGAACAACAAAAUGAAGAUGCUAUUGGAGUGGAUGACGAAGAAGAUGAAGCUACUAAUCAACAUUCUUUGAAUGUAGGUGACAAAUUUGAUUCUUUUGAGCAGUAA